Messenger RNA from Triticum turgidum subsp. durum (durum wheat), 2334 nucleotides. Lineage: Eukaryota; Viridiplantae; Streptophyta; Magnoliopsida; Poales; Poaceae. The record is from the annotation of a GenBank genome assembly.
AUGGGGGUGGGAUACCUCACAGUUCAGGAAUGCAACUCUGAUGAAUCGGAGAUCUUCGCUAAGCACUUCACUGGGUCGAUGUUCCGAGUGAAUGCCCUCCUUGUAGUGAACGCCAUCCUGAUGGGAGUCAUGGUUGUCAUAGGCGCAUACGGUCGCUAUCGCAGCCAUCCAUUGACCCGCUACAUUUUCUUGGGUGCCACUGCAUUGUUCAUUCCCAUAAUCUCCUAUGUCCUAUCUGACAUUGGUAAUCAGAAUGGCCUUAUCCUUUUUGCCGAUGGAGAAAAGAUAAUAGGCCGCCUGUGCAAUUCAAGUUUCCACAUGAAUCUAGUCUUAAUCUGGACUGGUCUUGUUCAAAUGGUUGGUAUCAGCACCACUUUGGUAGUGGUCAGUGAUCCUAGAGAAGGGCGAAACAUUGGCCCAUCUGGGGUACUACUUGUGCAGGCAAUGUGGACUUCCUAUCUUAUGUUCUAUAACAUAGGGUUGAAGUAUCAUGUACCAUACGAGGACCUCUAUAUUGCUUCUGAUAUCAUCAACAUCAACAUUGAGUGGUCUCUGGUAUACGUAUUUUCUCUAGCAAGUUUGGUGAUUAUCCCACCAUUUGCUCUCACCUUUGCAAAGCUAUUUUUCAAGUGUUUUGCAUGGUACAAGGCCAGAAAAUCACUAGCAAUUGGAUGCAAUCCUCGUCUUAUUGUUGGAUACAUGGAGCAGCUACAAGAUGAUCCUGACAUCAUUACAAAUGAUUAUCGGGAUAUACCUCCUCCGCUAAUAGUAAUGGGCGAAGGCACGAUAUCUGUGGACAAGCAGCCCCAUGGUUAUAGCUUCGCACUGAUGCCCAAUAGAGGCGGCUUAGUGACCCUUGAUAAAGUUUGGCAGCUGGAUGACAUGCAUGAUCUCAAGUUGACAUCACAUCUCAAAGAUGUAUGCCUCUCCUUCGCAUUGUCCAAGCUUUUAAGGUGUCGGUUCGCCAGGUACACAAAUGCUGAGAUUGGCUUCACCAAAGCUUCUAGCUUUUUACGGCAUUUGUUACUGGAUGAUAGGGACGAUGGGAGGGUACUUCGAGUGACUGAAUAUGAGCUUUCUUUUCUUCAUGACUUUUACUAUUCAUCCCUCGCAAUCUCAUAUUCAAAGAGCUGGAUGCUGAUAGUAAGCAUAUUAAUUUCACUCUCAGCCAUCGGUUACUGCUUAGUUUUAAGCAUUCUCAUAGUGUAUAUUCAAAUUCGUCUAAUAUAUAUGGAAGGUGGCAAGUUACCGUUGAUAUAUUGCACCUAUCAGUGCCGUCAAGACAAGGGAGAAAAGAAAAGCAAUAUGUAUUACCCUGAGCGCUUUGGCAAUGCAAUAUUUGUCAUUGUACCAGUGGUUGUACUUAUCGCACUGGUUGUGCUUGCUGAGACAAGAGAGAUUGCUUCUUACGUUUGUUCUAACUGGACAAAAGUGGUCCUAAUCUGCCGCCAUAUAAACCAUGCUUCUUGGCAGCCAUCUGCUAUCAUGCAGAAAUGUAUUAGGUGUGUACUACAGCGUAGAUGCAAGAUAUUAAAUCAUUUGGAGGACAAGAUGAACCAAUGUUCAAUACUGGUGCUACACCCAAGGAAUACUCCAAUGGGACUGCUUUGUCGUCUUAAACCUGGUCAGAAGGUCAAGGUGCCAAGAGCGGUGAAGGCUUCUAUCAUGAAUGCACUGAGAAGCUACGAGAGAAGCCGAGACAAUAACCACAUGCCAUCACUGUGCACAAGGCCGCAGUUGAAGACCAGUGACAACCUCCUUUGGGUGGUUGAUGGCACAAAAGGCAUAGCCAAUACCAUUCUGGUGUGCCACAUCGCCACAAACAUUCUUGAACUCAGGUCAGCUGGCUCAUGUCAACCUCCCUCUGACCAUAAGACCGCUGCCAUUCACCUGUCCCGAUACUGCGCCUACUUGGUAGCCAACUCUCCUGAGCUGCUUCCAGAGGAUGACGAGUGGUGCAAGAGCUUGUACAAGACAGUCAAGAAGAAGGCCGAGCACAUCCUUGCCGGAGUGUCAACAGCUGAAGUGGAGUAUCAGCAGUUGGUGAGGCUGAUGAGCGCUUCACAGAAUCAUGAGGUGCUCAAGGAUGGUGCCAAGCUCGGACAACAGUUGGCGGAGCUAAACCAAGGAGAGACCAGCACGGCAUGGGAGCUCCUCGCCGGCUUUUGGUCGGAGAUGAUGCUGUACAUUGCUCCAUCAGACAACAUUGACGGUCACUCGGAGGCCAUCGCCCGCGGUGGCGAGCUCAUAACGCUCAUAUGGGCAUUGCUCGCACACCUGGGGAUUUCCGGUAGAGCCAAUGACCCGGACAGUACCACCGGUGAAGGUGUGUAG